Dama dama (fallow deer) is the source of this 702-nucleotide messenger RNA. RefSeq names its product transmembrane protein 225-like. The coding region runs from base 1 to 702 and encodes 233 amino acids. NCBI's taxonomy places the organism in Eukaryota, Metazoa, Chordata, Mammalia, Artiodactyla, Cervidae. The transcript has 4 exons. Gene Ontology annotation, biological process: negative regulation of phosphatase activity. The record is from RefSeq and is a predicted model, not a curated record.
AUGGUGUACACACUUGUCAGAAAGGUGGAGGCCACCAACCUGUUCUUCUCCUCCUGGAUCUUAGUCUUCUUGGCUGUAGGAAUCACCAUAGAGGAAUGGACUGUACUGAAGUUGGGACCCCAAGACCCUAUAAUAAGCCACAGUCCGUGGAUAUGUUGUACUUCCCUGUGGCCAGCAGAUGGCCUGGAAGUGGUCAGGAACAUUCUGAUUGUGGUGGUCAGCCUUUCCUUCAUGCAUAACUUGCUCCUGGGUUUUGAAUUCACCUAUAUGAUUCCUCAAACCAAAUAUACUCUCAUUAUGACUGCCUGCCUCGCUUUCCUCACAGGCAUCCUUCUCCUCAGUGCACUCCUCCUGUAUCACCACUUGCUAAAUCAAGGUAAAUUCGUGUACUACUUGAGUUACAAGAUCUGCUGGAUCAAUUUCACUGCAUACUUAAACGCUUUAUUGUUAUUCGCCUCUGGAUUCCUCUCUCUCUUACAGUACAAGCAGUCCAUCAAUGGUUCCGGCAGCCUGAUCACCAUCUGCAAAUCUGCCAGAGAAAGUCAAGUUAUGGAGCAACAUGGGGUUUCUAUCAAAGUUCUCUCAUUACCAGCAGGUACUGCAAUGCCUCGUAGUAUUGUCCGGGUACACUCUGCCCACAUGAAAGAAGAUUCUCCAGAAAGACUGAAUGCCCAAGCGCGUCGUGUAACCUGGGCUCUAUGA